Molecule: messenger RNA, 2271 nt
Organism: Erinaceus europaeus (western European hedgehog)
Lineage: Eukaryota; Metazoa; Chordata; Mammalia; Eulipotyphla; Erinaceidae
Gene: BBS4
Product: Bardet-Biedl syndrome 4
Exons: 16
Coding region: 270-2033 (587 amino acids)
Biological process (GO): protein localization to cilium; cilium assembly
Cellular component (GO): ciliary basal body
Molecular function (GO): protein binding
Source: RefSeq, a predicted model, not a curated record
CCUAACUCCGUUCUGCUCGGCGAUCUCCUACCUGCCCUGUCCACCGUAACUCCUUCCGCUCGGCGAUCUCCUACCUGCCCUGUCCACCCUAACUCCUUCCGCUCGGCGAUCUCCUACCCGCCCUGUCCACCCUCACUCCUUCCGCUCGGCGAUCUCCUGUCCACCCUAAUUCCGUUUGCGGGGGCCGGCUUCCUGCCGCGGGUCCGAUUCACAGGCCUCAGGGUUGUCCUGGAAACCGCCAACUUCCGGCGCCGGGGGGAGGAGCUAAGAUGGCGGAGGAGACGCUUGUGGCGAAGCUUCCGUUUCCCGCAGCUGCUGAGGCUCUGAAGCCCCGGCCCAAGAAAGCCCCAGCCGCCGAGUUCCCAAUUCUGGAGAAGCAGAACUGGCUGAUCCACCUGCACUUCAUCCGGAAGGACUACAAGGCCUGCAAGGCCGUGAUUCGGGAGCAGCUCCAGGAGACGCAGGGGCUGUGCGAGUACGCCAUCUACGUGCAGGCGCUCAUCUACCGCCUGGAGGGGAACAUCCAGGAGUCGCUGGAGCUCUUUCAGACAUGCGCCGUGCUCAGCCCGCAAUCUGCAGACAACCUCAAGCAGGUGGCCAGGUCGCUGUUUCUCCUGGGGAAGCACAAAGCCGCCACUGAGGUGUAUCACGAGGCAGCCCGGCUCAGCCAGAAGGACUGGGAGAUCUGCCACAACCUGGGUGUGUGCUACAUCUACCUGAAGCAGUUUGGCAAGGCCCAGGAGCAGCUGCACCGUGCGCUGGAGCUGAGCAGGCAUGACCUGACCUACGUCAUGCUGGGCAAGGUCCACCUGCUGGAGGGCCACCUGGACAAGGCCAUCGAAACCUACAAGAAGGCGGUGGAGUUCUCCCCAGAAAACACAGAGCUCCUCACCACACUGGGGCUGCUCUACUUGCAGCUUGGCCACCACCAGAAGGCCUUUGAGCACCUGGGCAAUGCGCUGACCUACGACCCCACUGACUACAAGGCCACCCUGGCGGCUGGCAGCAUGAUGCAGAGCCACGGGGACUUCGAGGUGGCCCUCACCAAGUACCGGGUGGUAGCACACGCGGUCCCCGAAAGCCCUCCGCUCUGGAACAACAUCGGCAUGUGCUUCUUCGGCAAGAAGAAGUACGUGGCGGCCAUCACCUGCCUCAAGCGAGCCAACUACCUGGCGCCCCUGGACUGGAAGGUGCUGGCCAACCUGGGCCUGGUGCACCUGACCAUGGAGCAGUACGCCUCGGCCUUCCACUUCCUGAGCGCUGCACUGCGUGUGCAGCCCGGCCUGAGCGAGCUCUACAUGCUGCUGGCCGUGGCCCUGACCAACCUGGAGGACAUGGACAACGCCAAGAAGGCCUACGCCGAGGCUGUGCGCCUGGACAAGUGUAACCCGCUGGUGAACCUCAACUACGCGGUGCUGCUGUAUAAUCAGGGGGAGAGGCAGGGUGCCCUGGCCCAGUACCGCGAGCUGGAGAGGAAGGUUGGCGCACUCAAGGACAGUGGCGCCACUGACUUCGACCCUGAGGUGCCCGCCCUGCUUGUCCCUGUCACUGGGACGCGUCUCCCUAUGGCCAGAUGGUGGAGAUGGCGCAGAAGCUGGGCGCCACCCUGCAGGUCGGAGAGGCGCUGGUCUGGACGAAGCCGGCCAAGGACCCCAGGGCCAGGCUCCGGCCCCCCUCCAGCAGCAGGCCCGCUGUCAUGCAGCUGCCUCUGGGCUCCAACCAGGCUCUGGGUCGUGCCAUGUCCUCUGCGGCCGCCUGCAGGAAGCUGCCCGCAGGUGCCGUGGCUAUGCCCCCCAAGCCGCCGUCUCUGCCACUGGAGCCAGAGCCUGCUGGGGAAGUGCGGCCAGCAGAGAAGUAGGAGCACCCAGCAAGAGUGCGGAGGGGCAGGGGUGCCCCUAGAGGGGGGUGGCGGUGCUGGCCGCACAGGCAGGACACAGGCCGAUGGACUCGGAGCAGGCCGAGCCAUGCGUGGACAGACUCUGCUGCCCGGUGGCCCUGAAGGAGGCGAGUCCCUGGCUGUGGGGUCUCCCUAGCCAGCAGGCCUGGAGCACUGGGGCUUGCCCUCCAUGAGCCCAGGGCCCCCAGGGUCCGGCCAUCCCUGAGCAGGGAGUAAGGGCUGGUCAGGAACAGCAAAUGUUGUCAGGAGGGAGGAGGGAGAGCUGUGGCCACGGGGCCUGAGCACAGUCAGCAGUGCCGUCGGCACGGGGUCUCCUGUCUCUGUCCGAGGGCAUGACUGUGCCGUGAGAGCUGCUAAUAAAGGCCUGUAGAGCA